AGCGGCCCCGGCUCCGAGGUCGCUUUCCCGGAGCCGGGCCCUAAGCCUCGGGCGCUCUGGCCUGCGCGAGCACGCGAAGGGGGUGCUGGGGGACCGGGGUGGGAACUGUCAAAUAGUGAGCCAUGGAGGGGCUCGGCCGGCGCGCGCGCCGCGCAGGCGCAGUACCGCGGGGAUGAGCUGGGCGAAAUUGUGAGCCGCUCGCUUGUGCGCUCUGCGGCUGCGCAGCCGGGUGCUCUCCUGGGUCCCGGGUCGCGGGUGGGCUGAAAUGGUGCGAGGGUUUGUGCGAGGCCGGAAAGGAUCACUGGUCUGAAACUUGGCCCUUCUUCUCAGCCCUCCCCGGAGUCAGAGAGGACGCACUCCUUCCCUGGUGUGCUGGGAGUGUCUGUUUCCUUCAAACUGUGCUUUUGGCUGCCUGUUAAGAGAAAGAGCUCCCCGUUGCAAGGAGUAAACUCUGAGCCAGCCCGCUCCUGGGGAAGUGUGAGGCCAGGCAUGUGUAUGCCCAUCUCAUCAAGUCUGGAACCCUGGCUCAGCCCUCUGUGCACCUUACCUGCUGCUUGUGUGAACCCAGGCUGGUGGCAUGAGCCACUUACCACACUGGGUUCUCUGCCCCAGUGUGGCAGUGUCCUGGGUGCCGGGGACCAAACUGGGUGUCUCCCAGGCCCUCUCUCACCUAGUCUCACACAUGGCUGGACAAGGAGAUCUCUCUGGCCACCUUCUUGCCUACCUGAGCCUUAGCCCUGUAUUUGUCAUUGUUGGGUUUGUGACCCUCAUCAUAUUUAAGCGGGAGCUACACACGAUCUCAUUCCUGGGGGGCCUGGCACUGAACGAGGGGGUCAACUGGCUGAUCAAAAACAUCAUCCAGGAGCCGCGGCCCUGUGGAGGCCCCCACACAGCAGUGGGCACCAAGUACGGGAUGCCCUCCAGCCAUUCCCAAUUUAUGUGGUUCUUCUCCGUCUAUUCCUUCCUUUUCCUCUAUUUAAGAAUGCACCAAACCAACAAUGCCAGGUUCCUGGAUUUGCUGUGGAGGCACCUGCUCUCCUUGGGGCUCCUCACCGUGGCCUUUCUAGUCUCCUACAGCAGGGUCUACCUGCUAUACCACACCUGGAGCCAGGUGCUCUAUGGAGGCAUCGCUGGAAGCUUCAUGGCUGUCGCCUGGUUCAUCUUCACCCAGGAGGUCCUCACCCCGCUGUUCCCCAGGAUAGCAGCCUGGCCUAUCUCUGAGUUCUUCCUAAUCCGAGACACGAGCCUCAUUCCCAAUGUACUCUGGUUUGAGUACACGGUAACCCGGGCAGAAGCCAGAAACAGACAACGCAAGCUGGGGACAAAACUGCAGUGACUGGUGGGUGUGGCUGGGUCCAGCCUCCAGAUCUGGCCUGCACGAUGCCUUGCAGGAUGGACAGAGUGACAGACAAGGGGUGAAGCAGAGACCUCUACAGACCCAAGUCACCAAGUGGAGCCUUUUUUUUCCUUAUUUUAAUUUUAAUGAACAAGGUGGACCAAAGGGCCGAGCCAGUCCCUCAACCAGGACCUUGGAAGGCCUGCUGCUUGGGGGCCACGUGGUCAGAGACCCCUGCUAUGCUGCAACCACCCCCGACCCAGUGAAACGUGUCCUUGGCGUGGGCACCUGGGUGUGGGGUAGAGGAGGAGGGCUCGAGCCUCUGGUCUUGGGACCAGGAAUUCCAGGUGGCGUGAAAAGUAUACACUAUUUAUUUUUUGGUUUCUUAAAGGCAGAUGAGAUUUUGGAGACAGGGCUGGAAGAGCCAUUUUCCUGUGGCUGCCGUGUGUAAAGUGGGGCCCAGGUCAGCUCCCCAGGCUCUGCACCCUGAGCCCGGGGGCAGACUGCCUCUCCCUGGGCCUCAGGGGCGGCCUGGGGGGGGGAGGUCAGGAGGAAGGGAGCAUCCCCUGUUCCCUCCCUGCCACCAUUGCCAUUCUAGAACCUCGUUCAGUGUUUCCUUGUCUGGGGGCCGGGCCCACAGCGAGCACACGUCUGGUGGCGGCUAUUACUGUGUUCUACCCCAGAUUGAACCUGUACUACAAGGGCUUUCUCUGGUCCCCUGUCCCCAAGACAAUAGUCCCUUUCUGACAAAAGAGUCUGCACAUGAGGGUGAGCAAACCCAAGCUGUUUACAGCUCUUCCUUGUCCUACCAUCCAGUCGCUGUUAGUCUUCAUCCCACGUAAACAAAGCGCAAAGGAACAGGAGCUGGGAAGAGAGGAGUGAGGCAGGGGUGCCUGAAGUCCCCUGACCUUCCCUCUGUGUGCUCUGAACGUGUCCUUGUCCUUUCACCCACUUCCAACCGGCUGGGAACCUGUUCAGGGUCAUCCUCAAGCCUGUGUUCUUGGUGUGGGCUCACAGGUCCCCACCAGCCUAGUUCAGAGGAGGCUCUUCCUAAAGGGACCCAUCUCUAAGUCAUUCUGAAACAGAGUUGUGGACAGAAGAUGCUUCCAGACUCGCGGAAGUUCAAGAACUGAACUAGACAACUUGGGACCUGUGUUCGAAUUCUUCCCCCCCCCCCCGUUUUUUUUUUCUUUAUUGCGGUUCCUAACCUGCUGCUGAAGCACAAUAUUUUGGUGCUUUCUUUUCUCAUUUGUUAAAGACAGUGUCCAAAAGCCAUUCCGGAUACCAGGACCAGGGGCUUAUUUUUAGGGAAGGUAGGUCAGUUCCCACAGUUCCAUCCCCUUCCCUUAUUUUUAUUUUUUACCUUUUGCUUGAGAGAAGCUGAGUGUGAGGAGGUUUGAUUUAGGAAAAAAAAUCAAUGAAAUUGUUUACUAUUGUUUUAAAAUAAAAUCUGAAACUCUGGCA
Nycticebus coucang (slow loris) is the source of this 2800-nucleotide messenger RNA. It is a transcript of the gene DOLPP1, whose product is annotated as dolichyldiphosphatase 1. Lineage: Eukaryota; Metazoa; Chordata; Mammalia; Primates; Lorisidae. Gene Ontology annotation, molecular function: dolichyldiphosphatase activity. Gene Ontology annotation, cellular component: endoplasmic reticulum membrane; intracellular membrane-bounded organelle. Gene Ontology annotation, biological process: lipid biosynthetic process; protein N-linked glycosylation. The coding region runs from base 578 to 1336 and encodes 252 amino acids. The record is from RefSeq and is a predicted model, not a curated record. The transcript has 9 exons.